Messenger RNA from Aspergillus uvarum CBS 121591, 1846 nucleotides. Its product is annotated as OTU family ubiquitin thioesterase. The transcript is spliced from 7 exons. Gene Ontology annotation, molecular function: ubiquitin binding; cysteine-type deubiquitinase activity. Gene Ontology annotation, cellular component: nucleus. Lineage: Eukaryota; Fungi; Ascomycota; Eurotiomycetes; Eurotiales; Aspergillaceae. The coding region runs from base 230 to 1693 and encodes 487 amino acids. The record is from RefSeq and is a predicted model, not a curated record. Gene Ontology annotation, biological process: protein K48-linked deubiquitination.
CGAGGAUCAGGCACAGCAAGGCGACCAGACAGAACCUGGCGCCAGAUCAUGCUGCAUUGUCUGGUGGGUAUUACGUGCGCCGGCUGCGAUCCCUGCUUGAUGACCGAGAGGCCGUUGAUAUUGACCAUCAUCCUUCCGUUUAUAAGGUAUCUCGACAACUUCUGAUUUCUUCCUCUGUCGGUACCCACCUUCCUCCCUCACCUAUUCGGCCGCUCUAGUCUUCUAUGCGAUGUCCCUGUCGGGUGUAUCCUGGAAUCACUACUACCCCGUCAACCAACUUCCGGCAAGGCAGGAAUCCAUUUCCGGACUUUUCCCUCAACAUCCUCAUUCAGCCGCCUUCUUCAACCAUCACGGGGCUGCUCCCCAUUUUAGGUCUCUCAAUCGCCCAUCUCACAGCCACAGAUCUUUCAACAUGAAUGCCUUAUCUACCGACGAGAUGGAGAAGUUCCAGAAACUCUCCAAUGAGUUCCAGGCCAACGUACAGGGUCCCGCGGUUUCGUCCAAAUUAUCGAGUAGCAUGGUCGCCAUGGAAUAUGCCAAUGCCGAUCCUGCCUUCAUCACCAAGACUGCAGCUCUUGCAGUAACACAUCCCCUGGUACGCACCAUGAAGGGAGACGGAAACUGCGGCUGGAGAGCGGUCGCGUUUGGAUAUUUCGAGAAUCUUCUCAAACUACAGAAUCUGGUGCUCGCGCACGACGAAAUGAACCGGAUCAAAUCGCUCAAUGUGCUCCUGGAUCGCACGGGCCAACAGGAACAUCUGUACGAGAUCUUCGUCGACGCGACGGAAGGGGUCUUCCAUCAGAUCAUUGAAGCCAUCCAGAAUGGCAUCAUUGACGACACGUUUCUAGUCGAGGCAUUUAAUGAGGAAUACAAUGCCAGCGCCAUCAUCACUCAUUUCCGACUUCUCACGAGCGCCUGGAUGAAAUUGAACGCCCUUCGCUACCAAGCUUUCCUCUCGCUGCCGGUGGAUCAGUACUGUGCGACACGCAUCGACACGGUGAAAACCGAGGUUGAUGAAGUCGGCCUGCAAGCGUUGGUGGAUGGGGUGAUCGAGGCAUCCGGAUUUGCGGUGGAGAUCCUCUACCUGGACCGCAGCGAAGGGGAUGUUGUCACGCCCCACCUUCUCACCCCAAACCGGGUGACAGCAGCCACGAUCUGCUUGCUGUACCGCCCGGGCCACUACGACCUUCUCUACGCGGUCGAACCUACUGUGAAUAUGGAACCCGUGGUUAAUUAUCAAUACGCAAUGACUUCUAACUACUCCCCCUGGGAUCAAGGUGCACUCUCGUUCGACGUCAACUCCAGCUUGAUGUCGAUCCCUAAUCUGAUGAUGGACCCGUCAUUUGCGCUUGCGCCGUCGCCCAUGCCUUCGGCUUCACCCAGUCCAUUCCGUGUCUCGCCGCCCCUUGAAGUGUAUGCACCACCCAUUAUGCACACCUCACCCCCCCCUCCGCCGAUUUCGCUGGCAUCGCCCCCGCCCCCUCGGAUGUCAGCCCCGCCAGCUCCGUUGUCAUCGUUGCCUCGCAAGUCGGAUGGCCCUCAGAUCCGGCUGAAUCCGCUUGUGAUGAAACCGAACUUGAGUCAUUCGCUGCCGGUGACGACUCCGUUCAAAAAUUCUCCGUACAAUCAAGCGCAUUUCCAGAACCAGGAUUUUGAGCCCAUCCAUUGGGAGCCCUCCGACCAUCGGAAGUAGGGUUGUGUGAAGUUCUCCCUUGAGUUCUCCCUUGCCUGUUAUUCUACUCAACUACGAUCGUUAACGACUGAACAUAUGUUCUUUUGCCAUCUACUACACAUUCAAUACACUACUAGGCUUAUUUCGGGUAAUGGACUGGGUGUUUUUGUUUUU